Adineta ricciae is the source of this 765-nucleotide messenger RNA. NCBI's taxonomy places the organism in Eukaryota, Metazoa, Rotifera, Eurotatoria, Adinetida, Adinetidae. The record is from the annotation of a GenBank genome assembly.
AUGUACUACUUCUAUACACAGAAUCAAUCAUCGAUAAAAGAUAAUGUUGGUACAUAUUUGAAACGAUUUGGAAAGAAUUCAGAUGGAACUGAUCCAAUUCGAACUGUUUUCGAAUCUGAAUAUGAUCAUGACGAUUUAGAAGUAUUUUACAAUUUAGUAAGCAAAGAAUUUGCUUUAGGUUUACGAUGCAUGAGAAAACCAGAUCAACCGGUAACGACAUCGAAUUCCAACCUAAAUGAUACCGAUCAAAUGAACAGUAAUCGAACUCAAGACAGAUCAGCGGCGCUACAAAAAAAUCAUAACCAGUCUUCAUCGAUUAGCAACGCUUCACAUGGAUUUCGCUAUUCGUUUAUUAUCGCAAAUGCUGAUGCUUGUUCGUAUGAAUCAGUUGAUCUUCUGAUUAUCGUUAUAUCCAAGUCAGAUAAUUACAAAACCCGUGAUGCUAUUCGUCGAACAUGGGAUUUCGAUGAGAAACUCAAUCAAAAUAUUCGAUUAGAGAACAAGAUCUUCCGCGAUAUCAUCCAAGUUGAACUACCACAGCAAUAUACACUUGUCACACACCGAGAGUUAGCCUUAUGGGAAUGGUCACUUCGUUAUUGUCAUUCGGCGAAAUUUCUCUUCAAAACAGACGAUGAUGUCUUUGUUAAUCUCGUUGCACUUCUCAAAUUCAUGUCGCCAUUACGUCAUAAACCAAGGAAGAAUGCGNUGGAAAUUGAACAAAGCUUGGAUCCAAUGGUUCGUCGUCUCGAGCUAGAAAUCAAUUGA